AUCAGCAAGAGGAGGGCAACAUGUCAGAACGAUGCCGUCCUCCUGGCUGUUCCUGUUAAGUGCACUCCUUCAAAGGAGACUCACUAAAGAAGAGGGAAUCCUAUUAAUGCUUGAAUAAGAAGGCAGCACAGUGGCAUCUCUGCCAAAAAGAGAAUAAGCACUGGAGUACCAUCAUGGAUUCAGGAGUAUGUGUUCUCGAGCUUCUUGGUGUCUUCUUUUCUUUAAGCGCCUGGCUCUUCUCACUGACCACCACUUUGUUGUCCCAGUGGCUCACACUGUCCACUGAUCUUCUACCUGCCGAGAGCUACGAGCUGGGAUUGUGGGGGACAUGUGUGGUGCAGGAGUUGGGUAUUCUGGAGUGCCGGCCGUAUGACAGCCUCCUCGGACUCCCACCGGAUAUCCGCUUGGCUCGAAUCCUUAUGUGUGCCACCUUGGCUACCGGUUUAAUGGGAAUAUCUUUUGCAAUCCCAGGUAUCUACCUGGUCAACGGCUGUAAAGGGACCGAGACAAUGAGAGAGAAGAGGACGCUAAAGAUAAUGGGGGGAGUGCUUUGCUUUGCUGCAGGAAUCAUGGGUUUGGUUCCCGUGUCCUAUGUAGCCCACCUGACUGUUUUGAGAUUCUUUGAUGAGUCAGUUCCUGAUGUGGUUCCACGCUGGGAGUUUGGUCAGGCACUGUUCUGGGGAUGGACUGCAGCGUUUUUGCACAUUGUCGCUGGAUCAUUGCUAAUUACCUCUUGCAUCUGGCUGCAAAAUGUGCCUUGUCCACUGCCAGAGGCUCUGCCACUUCAAGGAGGACAUGUCAGUCCUAAACUUUCUCCAGCGAGGAGGACAGAAUAUGUUUAAUAAGUGUUAGUCUUUUAAAUGUUAUAUUCCCAAUAACCACAUACAACUAAACCACAGAGAGAUUAUUUUAGUGAAAUGGAAACUGCACUGUAUGUGUUGUGCAAAAUUACAGGAUGCUGCUCUUUAAAUUUUUUUUAACAAAGGUAAUUUCUUCUCUUUUUUUAGCAUUUUUGUUUCAUACUCUGCACAAAGAAUACUGAUAUGAAUCAGUGUCAACAAUAUAAAGUGUUUCAAACAUAUUGUUUAUAAGUUUUCAUGAAUUUUUCAU
This is a messenger RNA of Clarias gariepinus (North African catfish), 1110 nucleotides long. RefSeq names its product putative claudin-24. Gene Ontology annotation, cellular component: bicellular tight junction; plasma membrane. The transcript has a single exon. Gene Ontology annotation, molecular function: structural molecule activity. Gene Ontology annotation, biological process: cell adhesion; bicellular tight junction assembly. Bases 174 to 842 code for a protein of 222 amino acids. The record is from RefSeq and is a predicted model, not a curated record. Lineage: Eukaryota; Metazoa; Chordata; Actinopteri; Siluriformes; Clariidae.